Messenger RNA from Gongylonema pulchrum, 264 nucleotides. The record is from the annotation of a GenBank genome assembly. NCBI's taxonomy places the organism in Eukaryota, Metazoa, Nematoda, Chromadorea, Rhabditida, Gongylonematidae.
AUGACAGCGAAAGCAGUGUCGGACCUGACUGCUUAUCGCCCAUUUCCGACCGAUGGCGGUUGCAAAUGGUUUGGCACAGCGCCGCUCUGUAACCAUCACUGUCCUCCGGAGUAUGAUUACAUUCGGAGCAGUAAUGGUCGCUGUAGCAACUGGUGGUUUGCUGGUGUAUGUAAGCCGGAUCCAAGUUUCGGUGAACCAUGCAGUACCAUACUGGGCAGCAAAUUCCAGAAACGUUUCUGCUGCAAGUCUAAGCUUGUUUUAUGA